UGUGUGUGUCUCUCUCUCUCUCUCUCUCUCUGAGGGAGAGCUAGCGAGCGGUUUCGCCUGUGAAGAAGCUGCAGGAGACUCGGAGUCGGACGCGGGCCUACCAUGGCGGACGGCGACGCGGAGCGGGCCGAUGGCCGCAUUGUGAAAAUGGAGGUGGACUACAGCGCCACCGUAGACCAGCGCUUGCCCGAGUGCGAGCAGAUGGCCCGGGAUGGAAGGCUUCAAGAAGCAAUUGAAACAUUGCUUUCCUUGGAAAAACAGACUCGAACUGCUUCUGAUAUGAUAUCCACAUCUCGUAUUCUGGUUGCUGUAGUGAAAAUGUGUUAUGACGCUAAAGACUGGGAUGCUCUUAAUGAAAAUAUUAUUAUUCUGUCAAAGAGGAGAAGUCAGUUAAAGCAGGCUGUUGCUAAAAUGGUCCAGCAGUGCUGUACUUACGUUGAAGAGAUCACAGAUCUACCAAUCAAACUGCGUUUAAUUGAUACACUGCGUAUGGUUACAGAAGGAAAGAUCUAUGUUGAAAUUGAAAGGGCACGGCUGACCAAUACUCUUGCAACAAUAAAAGAGCAGAGUGGUGAUGUAAAAGAAGCUGCUUCAAUUCUGCAAGAACUUCAGGUGGAAACCUAUGGAUCAAUGGAGAAGAAGGAACGUGUAGAGUUCAUCUUGGAGCAGAUGAGGCUUUGUCUGGCUGUGAAAGACUAUAUCCGAACUCAGAUUAUUAGCAAAAAAAUUAACACCAAAUUUUUCCAGGAAGAAAACACAGAAAAAUUAAAACUGAAAUACUACAAUUUAAUGAUUCAGCUGGAUCAGCAUGAAGGUUCCUACCUUUCCAUUUGUAAGCAUUACAGAGCCAUUUACGAUACUCCUUGCAUCCAGGCUGAAGGUGAAAAGUGGCAGCAGGCACUGAAGAGUGUUGUUCUCUAUGUUAUCCUAUCACCUUAUGACAAUGAACAGUCUGACCUGGUACACAGAAUAAGCACUGAUAAAAAACUAGAAGACAUUCCUAAGUACAAAGAUCUUUUAAAAUUAUUUACCACUAUGGAAUUGAUGCGUUGGACUUCCCUGGUUGAGGAAUAUGGAAAAGAAUUAAGGGAAGGUUCUCUAGAAAGUCCUGCAACAGAUGUGUUUGGUUACACGGAGGAAGGUGAAAAGCGAUGGAAAGAUUUAAAAAACAGAGUCGUGGAGCAUAAUAUUAGAAUAAUGGCAAAAUAUUACACCAGAAUUACCAUGAAGAGAAUGGCACAACUUCUGGAUUUAUCAAUUGAUGAAUCUGAAGAAUUUUUGUCCAACUUAGUGGUGAAUAAGACCAUCUUUGCAAAAGUAGAUAGGCUGGCAGGAAUUAUCAACUUUCAGAGACCCAAGGACCCAAAUAACUUGCUCAAUGACUGGUCUCACAAGCUCAAUUCAUUGAUGGCUCUAGUUAAUAAAACUACACAUCUCAUUGCCAAAGAGGAGAUGAUACAUAACUUGCAGUAAGGUCCCUCAGUGACCUUAAUGCUUUAGAGAGGCAUUGAAUUGGUUAUAGAAAAAGACUUUAUCCCACUGUAUAUUUGGUUUUUUCAUCUCUUCCUUCCAGGUGAAAUUUAGAACAUAAUCUCUCUUGAAGAAUUGUUGAGAAUUAAGUUCCUUUGAUUAUUCAUUUGGUUUAUAACACUUUUUUUGCUGCAAUUGAUGGAAAAACACAAUAAACUCGUAUUGCCUGUGUAAUGGAAAUAGCCUUUGAUUUA
Messenger RNA from Zootoca vivipara (common lizard), 1724 nucleotides. It is a transcript of the gene PSMD12, whose product is annotated as proteasome 26S subunit, non-ATPase 12. NCBI's taxonomy places the organism in Eukaryota, Metazoa, Chordata, Lepidosauria, Squamata, Lacertidae. Gene Ontology annotation, cellular component: cytoplasm; proteasome regulatory particle, lid subcomplex. The record is from RefSeq and is a predicted model, not a curated record.